Molecule: messenger RNA, 933 nt
Organism: Morchella sextelata
Lineage: Eukaryota; Fungi; Ascomycota; Pezizomycetes; Pezizales; Morchellaceae
Exons: 2
Coding region: 1-933 (310 amino acids)
Biological process (GO): L-homoserine metabolic process
Molecular function (GO): homoserine O-acetyltransferase activity; L-serine O-acetyltransferase activity
Source: RefSeq, a predicted model, not a curated record
AUGACUAUGGGAGAUAUGGUCAGCGCCCAGUUUAGACUUCUGGAUCAUCUUGGGGUGGAAAAGCUCUAUGCUAGUGUUGGCGCUAGUAUGGGAGGAAUGCAAAGUUUGGCGGCUGGAGUGCUAUUUCCUGAGAGAGUUGGAAAGAUCGCAAGCAUCAGUGGUUGUGCUAGAAGUCAUCCUUACAGUAUUGCCAUGCGGCAUGCUCAAAGGCAAGUCUUAAUGGCCGAUCCGAACUGGAAUCGAGGAUUCUACUAUGGCAAGGUCCCGCCACAUUUAGGUCUUAAGCUUGCCCGCCAGAUCGCAACUGUAACAUACAGAUCCGGACCAGAAUGGGAGCAACGCUUCGGAAGACAGAGAACAGAUCCCUCACGCCCGCCUGCAUUAUGCCCAGAUUUUCUUAUUGAAACAUAUCUCGAUCAUGCCGGCGAAAAGUUCUGUUUGGAAUAUGAUGCAAAUAGUUUAUUAUAUGUUUCGAAAGCAAUGGAUCUGUUUGACCUCGGCGCAGAAUACCAAGAGGUAAUUCGAAAGCAGAGGGAACAAAAUAAACAUAAACUAUCUCCAAACCACGUCGAAGAAUUAAGCGAACAGAGUGCGAGCCAAUGCUCCCUGACACUUCCUUCGCAGCCUUAUACGGAACAACCAAGAGAACACAUUGAUGCUUCAACGACUACCGAUGAUGGAUCCAUACCUCCUGAUCUUGUUGCCGGGCUGGCACCGAUGAGAAACAUUCCGACCCUCGUUCUAGGUGUUACGAGUGAUAUCCUAUUUCCUGCUUGGCAACAACGAGAGGUAGCGGAGGCUUUGAAGAAAGCGGGGAACCGGAGGGUAACACAUGUCGAACUGGGAGAGGAUGUUAGUCUGUUUGGACAUGACAGUUUCCUGCUGGAUAUUAAAAAUAUCGGUGGAAGUGUAAAGCGUUUUUUGGAGGGCUGA